Fusarium falciforme is the source of this 987-nucleotide messenger RNA. RefSeq names its product APH domain-containing protein. The transcript has a single exon. Bases 1 to 987 code for a protein of 328 amino acids. The record is from RefSeq and is a predicted model, not a curated record. Lineage: Eukaryota; Fungi; Ascomycota; Sordariomycetes; Hypocreales; Nectriaceae.
AUGGGGGAAGUUGCUACCCUGGAGUGGGUCCGUCACUUCACCGACAUCCCCGUUCCCUACGUUAUCGCGUUCGAUCCAUCCUCCGACAAUGAAAUUGGCUUUGAGUGGCUCCUGAUGCCCUCUAUUGCUGGCACGACAGCGGAUAAAGCGUGGGGCAAGAUGUCCCUGACGGCCAAGGAGGCAUUCGCAAAGCGAGUAGCCGAGUUUCAAGCUCAGCUUCUGGAUGCCUCUGAGACUAAGUCACACUUGCGAGGGAUCGGAACACUGACCUCCCCUUUCGAGAAACCAGGACAACUUGUGUCAUGCCACUGGCUUAGGGGCGACCACUUCGGGUACGACGUUCACCGGGGGCCCUUUCACUCUAUUCGCGAAUGGAUAGAUUCAAGUCUCCGCAUCACCAUGUUGGAAGUGGGCUCUCGCUAUCUUGGCACCCAAGACGAGUUGUUCCUUGGUACGAUCGAGUGCCAGCUACAGACGGCCGAGUCGCUCCUUGACCUUAUCCCAACUGUUUUCCCUGCUACCGACCAACCCGAGCAGACUGCUAUCUACAAGUCCAAUCUUGGCUUGGAGAAUAUCUUGGUCGACGAGGAGGGCACUAUUACUGGAAUACUCGAAUGGGAAUAUACCUCAGCGAUGCCUUGCCACCACGCAACAGAAUUGCCCCUGCUUCUGACGGCGCCAAUUUGGCCCAUUUUUAUCGACAUGGAUCUAGCGGAAGCAAGGGCAGGCCAGAGGCUGUUCUUCGAGGUGAUCCGCGAGAAUCAGGAAAAGGUCAAAGACCGGGUGGAAUAUGAGCAGACCCAACUCAGAAAGAUAUACACAGAGCGCAUGGGGGAGCUGAGACCCACGUGGGACGCCGAAGUGGCUGGCAGCGCCUUGAAAAACGACUUCAUCAACGCUGCUUGUCUAUGUGCUGAUGAAGAGUUCCUGUCACCACUUGGCACAUGGAUCCGUGCGGUCAAAAACGGGGAGAACAUCAAGCUUUAG